AUGGGAGAAAAUAAUCGGGACAAAAUAGAAGAAGAGAGGAGGCGAGAGGGUGAUAGUGGAUUACAGGGAUCUAUAGUAAAACCCAUGGAUCCACUUGAGAUGCACGUAUAUGACACGUGCACCUGCAAUCACGAUACGCGAACGAGCUACCAGGAUCAGGCAAAAGUAGCUCAAAGACUGAGUCCAAGUAGGUUAACAGGUUUCCAGUUGAAAGUGGCCUCCGCUGGAAGACGGAGAUUAUUUGUAACACUUGCCACUGUAACACUGACAUGCUCAAUGCCCAUAGUGAAGAAAGCAGAAAACCAGAUCAUAAAACUUAUCCGAACUAAUUACUAUUUUAGUUUAAGGCAGACAGACAGCAACAUCUCCCAGCAGCACCAGCGGCACCACCACGAGAAUUCUGAUCGAGUCGAGCUUCUUCUCGCGCAGUCGCCUAAGCACAUUGGCCACCUAAACUACCAACCACCACUGCCACUGCCUACCAUCCCUCCAAGGUGUCCUUGCACAUCCAGGAAAAUGUCGGAGACACAAGACGCUCAGUCCACGGAAAGCAAAGAGGGCAGCGAAACUGAAAAAUCAAGACCAAGAAAUGAAGUGGACAAAGAUAAGGAAUCUGACAAUCAUGAUGGAUCUGAAACACCAAAAUCAGAGAGCACGCCGACGCCAAAGAGCGACGAACCGGAAAAGAAUGUUGGCAGCACCGACACGGACGCGAAGCCUCCAACAGAUUUGACUCCGGGGAUCGCAGAGCAACAGCCCCAGCAGCAACAAAGCAGGCCCGGUGAGUGCAAUUUAUUGCCAGUAUUAGUAGAGCGUCUGCGUUCGGCUCUGGAGCUCUCCUGCUCCAGUCGGAGCAGUGAGGACCAACCGCCCCUCGAGGACUCAGGCGUGGAUUCCGAGGAAGACCUUCGAAACUGGGCGUCCGGCCUCGACACUUCCGUGGACCAAGGCGACACAGUGACCAAACCCAAGCUAGACCUCAAAUUCCUUGAAGAGCUGCUCCUCUCUGACAUACAAACAGCCCUGGCCCGUCUCCAGGACACCUUGAAGCGCGUCGACAUAGGCGCACUCACCAAAUACAACUCCACACUCGACCCCACGAACAAACUUCACCUCCUCCGCCUCAUCUCGAACCUCCUAGCCAAGUUGAAGAUCCCAGAAGACGCCAUCAAGCCUAAAACAUCCGAUAGCAAACCCCAAGACCAAAGGCGAAACCGCUCUGAACGCCACACCAUCGGGGUCUCAAGGGAGGAACUAGCCAGAGCCAGAAAGUCGCUCGAGGAACGAAACCUCAGUCCCAACUCUGGCCAAUCCAACCCGGAAUUCGAUUUCCGGCUCAGCUUGUCCCAAAAUCAACACAAAGAAGAUACUAAAGAGCAUUCGGAAAAGAUAGCAAAAAACUUGGAAAAACCCCAAGAAAUUGAGACGAUGCCAGAAGUGCAGGAGAAGUUUCAUCAAAUUCAUGAAAAGUACAUGAAGGAUGUGAUCAAUCAACAACAGAGUCUUCAGAACAGGAUCAGAGAACCGAAGGAUGACUCUUAUGAUAUUAGGCUUUUGGAUAACUCUUUAGAGGACUACAGAUUAGACGACAACUACAAUGAACAGGUAGUUCCACCAUUUUAUCAACAACCUGCUACUCCAAAGUAUAACAAAUUCCUCGCUAAGAAGUCGAGGAUAAAAAGAGCUAAUACAAUAGAUAUUCCCAAUUAUCUCCAAAUGCAGUCUGAAAGGAGUCACCAGAAUGGAUGUAUUUCUUUGAGAAGACCGAUUGAUAUCAGCGACAAGGUGGUCUCGAAUGGUGCCAACGUUAUUCCCUCCUUUCAGCCCAAGACCGAAAAUGAUCGAAAGUUUCUGGCGCUUAUUAACAAAAAUAAUGACACUGGACCACCCGUUACUUCAGUUCCCUUCAAGAACUUUGCCUACAGGCAAAAUUCGGUAGCAGACAAGAACUGGAACAAUCGGUUUUCUCAUAUAAAAACUGCUUUUGAUAAGAAUUCAGACAAAUCUGAGAACCUAAACAAUUCAGAAGAGACUCCGAAAGUGGAUUGCAAGAGGAAGUCUAUUGUUGAUAAUGAGAAUGUUGUUCUCGGAUCCUUCAGAUUAUCUUACGGACCAGCCCAGAAGUCCAACGGAUUUACUCAUGCACCGACUUCACCUUUCCAGAAAAUAGAAAAACCACCGAAAAUUGAAACACCUGCUUUCCUUAAACCUGGAUAUAUUCCCAAAGGUGGAAGUAAUCUCCAAGCAAAGUUGAAGAUGUUCGACCAGGAGCAGAAUCAAAAUCCUCCUCCACCUCCAUUUCUGAGAACUAAAGGCAAGCAACUCAAAACUGCUGAAAAUAUCUUCAAAAAUAUUCAUGAAGAUAAAAGACUUGAAGGAGUCACCGAAAACGGUCAUCUAAAUUACCACUCCUUCUGCAAACAGUUCGCCCCAAAGGGGUCGAGUAUCCUCAAUAAGCCUAGUCACUUAGAAUUGGCUAAAUCUAAAUUCACAGUCACUGAUGAAAUCCAGGACUACCCUAAGGAACCUAAGAUGCCUUUCAUAUCAAACCAGAAUGGGCCCUUCCAGAAAUCGAAAGAAAAACUCCUUAAAAUGCAACAGGAGACAUUCGAACCUCAGAAAAAUCACCGAAAACAAUAUGACGUUUACCCAGUUAAUGUAAAUCCUCCUCAAAUUCCAAGUCUCAGCUACAGAUACGAUCAAACAAGAGCAGAUCAGAAACCUAAAAAUCAUCCACGACAUCGGUUUGAGAAUCCAGAAGAUAAUCGGAGACGCGAGAGUUCUAGGUUCAGUAAACUAAUCAGCGAACCUGUUCGUAGUUCUGUUGGUGUUCAGACAGGGACCGUACCCUAUCAAGAAAAAUCCAGAGAAGACCCGAAUUAUGGAGAAGCUAAACGAAGAUCUAGUAAUGCUUCUGUUCAGACAUCCGAGAUUUAUGAUACUAAAAAGCCUCUCAAUUACCAAAGUCAAGACUUCAUUAAUCGCCAGUAUUAUCCAAAUUCUGAUCAUUAUUACACCCCAGAACGAAGGGACUCUACGGAAAUGAGACUUCCCUUGGAUGCUAACAAAUUUGAGUCUUCCAGAAUGCCACUCGAAUCUCCUAGAUUAACAUUAGAACUUCCUAAAAUUCCUCCAGAACCACCUAGACCCGAACAAAUAGGACCUCCAGUUCCUGAACGUACAAACUAUGGAAUCCUCUUUAGGAACUACAAACCCGAUCCAGUGACAAGAGCCAAAAGUUCCUACUACUACGAUGAAAAUCCGUAUGUUCCUCCAGUUCCGAUCAGAAGCAACUCUAUCGACAAGAUACCUCGCCUCUAUUUAGGAGAAGAAAACAAAGAAGAAGAAUUCAUACCAAAUAUGGAACACAUUCAAAAUCAAGACAUCAGCCCCGAUGGAGUAGUCACCAGAUACACUUGUGCAAUAGCAACAGUUUCCUCAGUACCCGACACCGAGUCCUUUGAACCUCCAAAACCACAAAUUCUUCCCUAUCCGAUCUUCGACGAUACACCAGAUAUCCCAAAGGUUGAGACGAGGCGUAAAGAUUCCGAAGCCAGUUUUGAAGAGAUUCAAAGACACAAUUUACUUCAGCAAAAUCUCAUCAGGAGGAUGCAAGAGAAUGAGAAGAGUCCGACAAGGAUGUGCCAAGAAAUACCAACAGUUCCUGCAGUUCCAGCCAGACGCGAGAGUCCUUCUUUCGGGGAUCCAAGAUCCUUAACUAGCCCCUCCUUCAUCUUUGGUAACAAGCCAAAACACGGAGAUUGUGGAGAAGGUCGAAGGACUCAGGAAAAGAUCAGCAUGUUCGAAGAGAGGAAUAACCCACCAGUCAAGAGGCACUUCAGACCACUGAAUGUUCCUCGGGCUGACUUGAUACCUCCAAAAAUCAACGUGGUGAACCCCUCUAAGGUUGUUCAGCCUAAGUUCAAACAAGAAAGACCUGUUUUGAAGAACACCAGUCAUGUGGAUUCUAGUGAUGAGUAUCUAAUGUCCUGUGCUAACAGGCCAUCCAGGAACAUCGUCCUGACAAAGUCAGAAUCCUGGCAUCAGCUAGCCAUGUCCAAAACCAAUCUGACAGUGCCUCCGGCUAACUCCAGUACAUUGUUAAAGCCCCCAAAACCAAAAUCUCCUUCCUUGAGACUCUCGAAACAGUUUGAAGCUUCCUCUUCAUCUGAUAAUAUAAAGAAGAUGGAGGAGCGGAUCCAGAGGUAUUUCCAAGGUCCUGGGGGAGCUUCAGUGGAACCCAAAAGGGAGGUGAAGAGCAAGAGGGUUUUGGCUAUGAAGAGAAAUCCCAGUAGCUUGAUAAGGAGUCACACGAUGCCUCAUAUUUAUGAUGAUAAUAAGAUUUUUGAUGAGAGCGCCGAUGUUGAAAAGGCCUUCGACAGCCUUUUCAAGGAAACGACCCGAAACGACAAUCGUUACUAGGAGUGCGAUCAUCCCCUAU
This is a messenger RNA of Belonocnema kinseyi, 4441 nucleotides long. RefSeq lists its product as uncharacterized. NCBI's taxonomy places the organism in Eukaryota, Metazoa, Arthropoda, Insecta, Hymenoptera, Cynipidae. The transcript is spliced from 7 exons. The record is from RefSeq and is a predicted model, not a curated record. Bases 1 to 4422 code for a protein of 1473 amino acids.